CACUAUGGGCUGUGGGAGCUCCAGACUCACGGUGGUGGAACCUGUAAAACCAGGCAGCCUCGACACCACAGCUGAGAUUGAACCGGUGUGCGGGAGUCCUCGUGGUGACUCAGCCGUCUCUAAAAACACAACAGACAGUGGAGUUGGUCUGGACACAGGAGAGACCUAUGUUCCAUCCAGGACAGGUCCUAGGAUUCUCCCACCACUGCAAGCUCAGAGUCCAAGUCUGACUCAGGAGAGCCAGAGACAGGAGUCUAGUGUGAUUCUGGAGCAGCUGCUGAAUCAGGGCAUCAUCCCAGCCCAAAGCAGAGUGGCAAGCAGCGGAGAAGCUUAUAACAUCAUGCUGGCUGACUCAGAGGGGCCGAGGAAGAGACCACCACCUCGCCUAGAGUCACUGAAGAUCCGUAAAGAACAAGAACUCACUACAAAGGAAGACCUUGAUGAGAAGAUGAAACAAGUAGAGGAAAGGAGGAAGGUACGGGAGGAAGAGCUGCGAAAUAGACUGAGGGUUAAAUCUGCACGGCCUCGUGGAACCGCUCUUGUCGAAGUCGGGGAGGUGAGUGACCCAGAUGUAGAUUCUCCUCCAUCUUCUGACAUCCCAACCACAGUGAAAGAUCCUGAUCUGGGCAGCAGUGGAACAGCAGCAGCUGACCUACUCUCCUGUGCAGGCGAAUGA
Messenger RNA from Neoarius graeffei (lesser salmon catfish), 676 nucleotides. RefSeq names its product stathmin domain containing 1 (gene stmnd1). The transcript has 5 exons. Gene Ontology annotation, biological process: microtubule depolymerization; regulation of microtubule polymerization or depolymerization; neuron projection development. Lineage: Eukaryota; Metazoa; Chordata; Actinopteri; Siluriformes; Ariidae. The record is from RefSeq and is a predicted model, not a curated record. The coding region runs from base 5 to 676 and encodes 223 amino acids. Gene Ontology annotation, cellular component: neuron projection; cytoplasm. Gene Ontology annotation, molecular function: tubulin binding.